UGUGCCAUGGGGAGAGCUAGACCAACCGUUUGACUACGACCGGCCACUCAAUCUUGACAGAAAGGAGGAAAACACACAGGAGACCAGCAAGUACAAGAAGAAGUUCAUGGCAGGAGUGAUUGUGGUCCUUUGCCUCAGCGUGGUCGCUGCGCUGUUUCUCCUACAAGGGAAAGAGACCGCGGCGUAUGCUGGUCAAAAGACAGAGGCAGCAGCGGAGGUUUCUACGACAGCUCCAGUCAAAGUCCUAGUCAAGGUAACACCGGCGCCUUCAAAACCUUCAGUCGGUCUUACGUGCAUUACUGAAACCCUGUCGAAAGUCGUGGCUUCUGCGUACAACGACAUGUGCAACAGACUGUACGUGAAGCUGGAACUCGACGAAGACGGCUUCUUUAACCCAGCUCCAGCAUCAAUGAAAGAAAUCAGCAUUGUACACCCGAAGACAGUGGGAUACGCCAUCUCACUUCGUGGCCGAGAAGACUACUCAGCGCUUUUCGCUGCCGCGAAAAAGGAUGAAAAUUGGUUGAAGAUGGGUUGCGCAUUGCUGGACGUGGCUUUUCGAAAAGUGUUUGCGACGAACGUGGUCAAAGAUUUCGUUGCUAUCGUGAGCAACCAUAUGCAGAAAGAAAUGGUCAUGAUCAGCAUUGAACCUGAUGAUUACAUCAGCAAGUUCAAGGACAACAUCCAGCCAUCAAGACUGACAGGCGUCCACAUCAUCGUGGUUGGCACAAGACAGGGGCAUUUUUCCUGCCCGACAGAAGGCCUCUGGAAGCAACAGGAGUCGUUGGAUCUUGCCAUUCUGCUGAAUAAGAAACUCCCACAACCCAUUUCAAUCGGCACAACAGUGGCAGUGGCAGAAUUGCAGUUUGUUUCAGGUCAAAGUGGUGCAUGCAAAAGCGUGACGAAGGUGACAGAAGAAUUGCAGGGUUGUAAUGGGAAAUCUACGCAGAAAAAAUUCUUGUGUGGCCCCAAAAUAUAUUAUGCCGAGACGGACUCAACAAUGAAGGCAAUGGCAAGCUACGCGAAGAAAUACGGGCUCAACUGCGCUCUGCUAGACUCGGAGGUGGGACAGCUGGCGGCCAAGUACGUCAUGCGAAGCAUGUCCAGCUUGAACUGCAACUCCACAGGGACGAGUGGCCGCGGUGACGUCGCCGACAACGACGACGCUUGACACUUGCGGUCUGCAGGAGGAAGGCACCGGCGUCCAGGCUUGGGCAGAGUUGGAACUCAGCAAGAGAAUAGCGAGCAGGCAUUAUGCAGCAGUGUCACGUCCCGGCCUGCUGCCCAGCUGACUUUUGUAAAUUCCACCAGAGUUCAGACGAGUUCUGAUAAAACGCACGUUCCUGUUGCACUGUAGCCAUUG
Dermacentor silvarum is the source of this 1360-nucleotide messenger RNA. RefSeq lists its product as uncharacterized. The coding region runs from base 107 to 1168 and encodes 353 amino acids. The record is from RefSeq and is a predicted model, not a curated record. NCBI's taxonomy places the organism in Eukaryota, Metazoa, Arthropoda, Arachnida, Ixodida, Ixodidae. The transcript is spliced from 13 exons.